AUUUUGAAAGUUUUGCCCCUUAACACGUUAAGUCCCUCCUCUCUUCCAUAAACCCUAAACCCAAACAAGCCGUUAGUCAUUCUGCCGCGUUUCCACAAACACUCACGACCAUGGAGGCCGACACUAUGGCCAUGGAAUCAACGGAGUUAAAGGUGUCUGAGCUAUUGAAAGAGGUCAACGUAGAUUACUCUCCUCAGUUCAGUAAGCUCGUUGACAAUACCGUUUCCGCCAUCAAAGCCUCCAUAGACAAAAUCCCCAACGAUUUCAAGGUAACUGCAGAUUUAGCAUCGCGGUUUGUUGCGGACAUUGGCGCCGAUAAGGUCGAGUUUAAGUUUAAGAAGCCAGAGUUUAUCAAGACUGGUGGGAGUUACUCCACACAGAGUAUUGCGAGGCCUGAAGUUAAUGCUGAUCUUAUUAUCAGGUUACCAAAGGAAUGCUUCCAUGAGAAGGAUUAUUUAAAUUACAGAUACUAUGCCAAGAGGUGUUUGUAUUUAUGUUUGAUAAAGAAGUAUUUGGAGAGGUCUUCAUCUAUUGAUAGGGUUGAAUGGUCCACUAUGCACAAUGAAGCCAGAAAACCCUUGCUCAUUGUAUAUCCAGCUGCGAAGCUUGUUGAAGUUCCUGGUUUUUUUGUAAGAAUUAUUCCGUCCGCGAAGGCUAUAUUUAGCGUAGCGAAGUUGAACCUGAAGCGCAACAACAUUCAUAACCUGAGUAAUGGGAUUGAUCUUCAGGCUACACCGAAGUACAAUUCUAGUAUUCUGGAAGACAUGUUUAUAGAGGAUGCUGAAUUCGUGAACAAGUAUUUUGUUGGAUGGAAGGAACUAAGGGAGGCUUUAAUCCUGCUUAAGGUUUGGGCCCGGCAAAGAAGUUCAGUAUAUGUUCAUGAUUGCCUGAAUGGGUUUUUGAUUUCUGUCAUACUGGCAUACCUUGCUUCUAAGCAGCAUAUUAGCAAUUCAAUGAAGGCUACUGAAAUAAUCCGCGUCACCUUGAACUUCAUUGCAACCUCAGAGUCGUGGAACCGAGGGUUAUACUUUCCAAAGGAAGGCCAGAUCCAUAUUGCGAAGGAGCAAAAGAUUCAACUUAGAGAGUCAUUUCCAAUUCUCAUAUGUCAUCCAUCUGGAGGAUUCAAUCUAGCUUUCCGAAUGUCCAGGAUUGGUUUUACUCGGCUUCAAGAAGAGGCUGCUAUGACACUUAGGUGCUUAGAAAAGUGUAGAGAUGGUGGAUUUGAGGAAGUUUUUAUGACCAAGAUUGACUAUGCUGUUAAGUAUGACUAUUGUAUGAGAAUAAAUUUUAAGGGAAAGAAGGAGGUAUUUGCACUGGGAUUUUGUUUGGACGAUGAGUGCUGGAGAGCAUACGAGGAUAAAAUACAUGGUAUUUUAUCUAAAGGGUUAAAUGAUAGAGCAAGAGCCAUUCAAGUUACAUGGAGAAAUACACAAUGCCAGUGGAGUGUGGACGAUGGCUUGUCGGUAUUUGAUAAAGAGCCCUUAUUCAUUGGAAUUUCAGUGAGUACUUUGGAGAAAGCAUAUAGGAUGGUUGAUAUCGGCCCAAAUGCUGAAAGUAAAGAAGAGGCUCUUGAAUUUCAAAAGUUUUGGGGAGAGAAAGCAGAGCUUCGAAGAUUUAAAGAUGGUAGAAUUGCAGAAAGCACAGUAUGGGAAAGUGAGCAAUGGGCUAGAUAUCUUAUUUUGAAAAGAAUAGCGGAGCAUGUACUUAGUCGACAUCUUUCUCUAUCCAUGGAAGAUAUUGUAGUUGUUGUGGAUCAACUUGAUUUCUCUUUGAUUCACAGUGCUGGAGAUCCUAUAUCACACGCUGGUAGUUUGCUUGGGGCAUUUGAUGUUUUAUCAAAGCGCUUGCGUCUUAUUGAAGACCUUCCAUUGAAGGUGUCCAGUGUACUGCCUUUAGACUCUGCAUUUAGGUAUACAUCAGUGUUCCCUCCGGAACCUCAUCUUCUGGCUAAUGAAAAAAUUGAAUCUCUGAGAUUGAAUAAGUUUGUUCCAUCAUGCAUUCAAGCACUGGAAGUUCUGAUUCAGCUGGAAGGCUCUGGGAACUGGCCAAUGGAUGAAAUUGCAAUUGAAAAAACAAAAUCUAGCUUCCUUUUUCAAAUUGGAUUGAGUCUUCAAAAGAAGUGGGGGAUGACAUGCACUGCCACUGAGGAUAAUGUGGACGUACUAAUGUCAGGAUAUGCUUUCCGUCUAAAAAUUUUGCAUGAGAGAGGCCUUAGCUUGCUAAAAAAGGAAGUUGGGGAUGUUCAGGCUAAGCAAGUUUCUUCCAUUGACAAGAACCUUUUUAUCCGUAGUCAACAUGCUAAUAUGAUCAAUGGAUUACAAAGUCGUUAUCCAAUAUUUGGACCAGUAGCUAGACUUGCAAAACGAUGGGCUGCUUCACAUCUAUUUUCAGCUUGCAUGGUAGAAGAGGCUGUCGAACUAUUGGUUGCAUAUCUUUUUCUUAAUCCUUUGCCAUUUGAUGUUCCCUGUUCACGGAUCACUGGGUUUUUGAGGUUCCUGCGAUUACUCUCAAACUAUGAUUGGGCUUUCUCUCCAUUGGUUGUUGACAUAAAUAAUGACUUGAGCCAAAGUGACGAGAAAGAAAUAAAUGACAACUUUUUGGUAAGAAGAAAAAGUCAGGGUGAGAGUGGACAAAGUGUAGGACAAGCAAUGUUCUUAGCUACAGUUUACGAUAAAGAAUCUGAGGCUUGGACUGGAUUAUCACCUAGUGGAAUGGAACUGAGAAGGUUAGUUGCAUAUGCCCGAAGCAGUGCCAAUUUGCUGACAAAACUCACAUUUCAAGAAGAGUUUGGUCCAUACCGAUGGGAGUGCCUUUUCAGGACUCCUUUAAACAAUUAUGAUGCAGUAAUUCUUCUCCACAAGGACAAUCUCCCGUAUCCCCAAAGACUUCUCUUCCCUUCAGAAGUUAAUCAUGGAAUACAUGUUGCAGAAGGACAAGCCAGCAAGUGUUUUCAACCCUUUUUGUUGCCUAAAGAUUUGAAGGGCAGGCCAGAUGAACUUAAAAAUAAGUUGCUGGUGGAUUUUGAUCCAUCAAAGUGCUUUAUCAGAGAUUUAAAGCAUGAGUUCUCAGCCUCAUUCCAAGUAUGGCAUGAUUAUCUGGGAGGUGAUAUUAUUGGCCUAACAUGGGGGGAAUCAUAUUCUUCCAAGAAGCGAAAGCACGUGGAAGUGGUUGAUGAAGAAUAUAAUCCUUUGAAGGUGUUAAAAGCAGUGGGGGAAAUUGGGAAAGGAUUUGUGAGGAGUGUAUACUUUCUCAAGCCUCCAAGGCUCAGGGAUUAGUAUUAAUUUGGUCAUCUUAUCAAUAUGUAUAUUGAAAGAAUUUUGCUCGGUAACUAGCUAAUUAUAUCGAUAGAAAAUUUGCAUUAGUUAGAAUGGAGGAAUCAGUCAAUUGCAGGAUCAAUGUUGUAGAGCAAAAGAGUACCACUUUAUUGAGGGAAAAGGAGUUGCUGUAGAUUGAUAUCUAUGUUUAAUCUUCAUUGUACAUUAUUCCCUUCCACCUCCACAACUUGGGCAAGCCGAACAGUAGUGAGGUAAGAUUUCCUAAUUCUUCUUGCUAAAGAAGCAAGCGGACAAUAUGGCAUAAUACAUAGAGGAUAUAUUUCAAUCGAAUGUCUUAAUUCCCGACAUACAUACAAGACGUGAAGAUAAAUUUAUCCAUGCAUAGCCGGAUUAAUUAUUGCAAUGCAGCAAUGGUGUUUUGAGCUGGAAAUUUCAGACAAGCGUCUCUAGGGAAUUCUUGUGUACAUUAAUUUUUUGAACCGAUUAUUUUCAUAUAUUUCUGGGAUGUAGUGGCAUGUUGCCGUACCUCAUUUUU
Vigna umbellata (rice bean) is the source of this 3810-nucleotide messenger RNA. RefSeq names its product nucleolar protein. Gene Ontology annotation, biological process: tRNA export from nucleus; rRNA processing. Gene Ontology annotation, cellular component: small-subunit processome; UTP-C complex; CURI complex. Lineage: Eukaryota; Viridiplantae; Streptophyta; Magnoliopsida; Fabales; Fabaceae. The record is from RefSeq and is a predicted model, not a curated record.